AGCUCUCAGGCCCCAGUCGGGCCGUCCCACCGAACAGACGCGGACCAGCAGAGGAGCGCAGCCCUCGCACGCCCAACAUGGCCGCCAGGGCCGCCAGGGAGUGGUCCUAGCCUUGGCAGCCCAAGUCAGGCCCGCCAGGCCUGCCAGGCACGGACAUGCACCCGGCAUGAGCGCGCCCUCGGGUGUCGCCCGCGGUACCGCCCGCCCGCCCCAUCGGCCCGCCGUCGCGUCUAGUGAUACAGGGGAACGUUGGUGCCUUUAGGAAGUCAGUUCUUUAUCCUUUUACAGUUUGAAUAGGUUUAUUUUUCUACCUACGCGAGUGUCGAGUGUUGAGUGCGAGACGUGUGCGACAUGCGGUGCUGUCGGCCAUGGAUGAGCCGAGUCCGCGGCGUACCGAGCUGAUCCGGCUGUCCCUCGGGCUGCCCCCCUCGCCCCUGGCCUGGCCGCGGGCCUGGCCCGGCCCGGGAGCGCGCCCCGCGGCAGGGAGCCACGCAUGGGCCGGUAGCCGAGCAGGGAGCCGAGCAGGGAGCCGAGCAGGGAGCCGAGCAGGGAGCCGAGCUGGGAGCCGACUGCAACGCGUUUCAUGACCGGGCCUGACAAGAGCAUGAGAACGACGAGCCUCGGGGGACACGGACAGAACGCCACAGCAGCCCUUCAGGCUCUCCCCCUCCUGUCUGUCGCCGCGACCCUCCUCCUCGCCCUCCUCCUCCCGCACGCACACCGACUGCACGACUCUCACGUCCUCUCGGCCGCCCCGUCCGUCGUCAUCCUGGAGUCAGAGCUGGCCGCGACAACUGCCACCAGUACCGCCGCCUCCGCCGCUGCCACCGCCUUCUCAACCGCUGCCGCCCCCGCCGCCCCCACUGCCUGCGCCGCCCCCGCCUCCACGACACAGCAGUGGCCUUCCGCACUGCUACCGCCGCCGCCACCGCCGCUGCUGCUGCUCCUGCUGCUGCCUCUGCUGCCGACUCUCGGUUGGCGGAGCAGUGAGCGCAGCGGCCACUCCGCGCCACUCCGCCUCCACCCCCGGGCCCCGGGCGUGCAGGGCCCCGUGCGAGGGCAUGGGGACGCGGAGGCCGGCGUCAACGGCGUAGCCAGAGGCGCCGCCUGGCCCAGGGCGGCCCGCCCCAAGCGCCGCCACGGCCAGCAUGCCGCUGGCGUGAGCGCAGGCCGGGGGGGAGGAGGGGGCCGAUGCCCUCCGAGCGCGCCCGCCGCGCCCGCCCGCCUGGCCCGCCUGCAGCCGCUGCAGCCGCUGCAGCGAUGCACCCCUUGUGCUCUGAAGUGCGGCCCCGGUCCCUCCACUUCGUAGCUGCUGAUCUGGACUCGCUCCGUGGGGCCGGACCAUGCCCUUGGCCUGGCCGCGGGCCCACGUACACGUCCUCACUGCCCUCUCUGGCGCGCUCCUCCUGCUGCUGCUGGCGACCGGGCCCGCGGUCGGCGACCACCAUCACCACCACCACCCGGCCCGCUACGGGGGCGUCUACGGGGGCCUAGCGCCUGGCCUGCAGGGCCUGCAGGGCCUGCAGGGCCUGCAGGGCUUCCAGGGGCUGUACGCCGGAUCGCCCGUCGCGCAGCUCAACCCCUGGCUGUCGGCCUGCGACCUCGCCCAGCCCAACACGGCCCCGGACCUGCAGGGCGCGUGCGCUAACGUCAUGCCGCACGGCGCGCCACGCGGCCACGCGCACGCUGGCGCCGCUCGGGUCAACGGCGACAUCGCCGAGGGUCCCGGGCCACCCGGGACGCCCGGCACGCCUCCGGGCCCGCCCAGUGACGAGGCCUGCCCGCGCUCCUGCGCGGCCCACAACGCUUCCCACAACCAGUGCCUUCAUUACUUCCACGAGUCGGACAAGGACAGGCUGUGCGCCGGCUCGAGCCUGAGCGCCAGCCGGCUGCAGGAGCUGCGGCUCCGCCACUGCUGCGAACACUCGGUGGGCAGCUCACUCACCCCGGAGGCCCUCGAGGCCGUCCUCUCCUCGUCUUCACAGUGCUCACAUUACCUUGGCGCGCUGCUCGAGCUGGACGCGCUCGCCGCCCGGCUCUCCUGCGAGUUUGGAGAGAUCCUCACCCGCUACGACUGCGACCACCCUUACUCGGUCACGCACCGAUGUACUCACUGCCAGGAGUCGUACCGGCGCUGGGUGUGCAGCAGCCUCCUGCCUCACUUCCCCCGCCCGGGCGGCCCGCGGGUGCGGCCCUGCAGGUCCGUGUGCCGCUCGGUGGAGCAGAAGUGCCCCUUCUUCCUUCCCGGGGACCGUGCUCCGGCGUACCCGACCCAGUACGCCGGGGAGCCCACCUUCCUCUGCCUGGGUAAGUCAAGCGCAGAUCCAAACAUCCCCGAGUCCGGAGAACAGAUGCUCAAGUCAUCGUACGGGGAGGACGACUGCUGCUACCGGCACUGCAACGAGCGCGGGCUGCCGUGGCUGUGCCCGAGCGACACGUCCUGCCUGGAGAAGCCGCCGGAGAAGACGCCACUCCCCGUGGUGUGCGAGCCGCCGCCACCGGCACCCACGCCCGCUCCCGGGGAGCGGACCCUACCGUCCGCGUGCGCAGCGUCCAUCGCCACGGCUCCGCCACCGCCCCGCCCGUCCAGCGGUGCGGCCCCCGCGCCCAACCACUACUUGCUGGGGCUCUUGAGCGUCAUCAUGCUGCACCAGCUCGCGAUGCACGCCACCAGGGUUCGACCUUCCUCGCCGGCGAGGAGGGUCGUGGCCUUGGGGGCGGGCGCCGCGCGCAGUGCGGAUCCGGGACGGCCGAGACCAAACCCCUGGCCUCGGCCUCGGCCUCGGCGCCGCCCUCAACAAUGGCCUCAUCGGCGGCCCAAGCACCGGCCUCGGACAAGGCACCGCGCGACAGUCCCUACAUUGCCUUGUGCCCCGUUGUUGUUUGAGUUGUUGAGAAGAGUUUUGCAAAGAACGAACCGUCUAGGAAAAAGAACUACAGCUACUGUAAUAUUGUCAUUUUUCCGUUUUGCUGAGCACGUUACGUAGUCGCGGGUGAAGGAUAAUUUAUCUAUGCCGUCUUUUUAUUUAAAAAAUUGAGGGUGAUCAAAAGCAAACGGUGAACCUGGAGGGAAAUGUGUUAGAGGGGGAAUAAAACAAGAGUCAACAAUAUUCACAAAAUAAACUAGACUUAAUAGACCCUAAGAAACUGUUAAUUUUGUAUGGUAUUUAGUUUUGGGGCUCUUUUGUAUUAGCAAAUGGGCUUCAGUGAAAUUCAUUUCACAAAAUUCGUCUUGUUUGUAAUGUCAAACUGGUUGUAAAGAAUGAGUGUGGUAGAAACGUGUAGGUUACAAGCUAAUGGUUGGCUGACUGGCGUCCUCGACUGAACUAAGUAGCUAUUCCAGGAAACGUAUACCUAUCUUGGUAACAGAGCGAACACAGUCUCACCAAAUGGAUGUGUUGUCCUGAAAAAGUUCUAUCUUUGAUGCUUAGUAGAUAUUUCGAACUGAUCCUCAAAAGAAAAAUGUUGAAAUCCACUUUUGAAGAUGUCAUUUCUUACUUCAUCUGUAGGUUUUUAUAGUAGGUAGACGAGGAUUAUGAUAUAGGUAUUGUACUUUUCUUACUUGGCUUGUAUGCGGUGAAAUUGGAUCUUAGCCAAGGUCUGUUACCUGUUAUUCCUAAUGUUAGACUCAUUCAGAAUUAGGAUUGUUAUACGCAUCGGUCAUUUCAGAGGUACAAAGGGCAUCGCUAACUGACUUUGUUAUAAUUUAAUUGUUGUUGUUUGUUAUUGUUGGUGCGACCCAGAAUCUGUCUAAGUUCCUUGCUUUGAAAAGGGCUUAGACAACAAUGGCUUUAAAAACCCUAAAAGUUAAUUGAAAUAAGCCAUUGGUUUCUGGGUACGUGAUAUUUAAUAUGAACAUUUAUGGCACUAUUCUAAUGCCAAACUAGGAACUGAAAAAAGUGUUCAGUCCAAGAGGCCAUGCCUGUAAAUACCUAAUGCGAUCUAAAUUGCAGUGCUAUAUAUUUGUCCUCUAUCAAUAGGUUAAAGUACCUAAAGUCUGCGUGUUGAAUCAAAACUUCACGAGUGACUGUAAUCCACUUGAGAAAAAUCAAACAAUUUUCAGAUUUGUAACACCUAUUUUUAAUCAGAGUACGUUAUGACAAAAGCGGGGGAUGAAGUACUAUUUGUUGCUAAGUAUUAUUCAUAUAGAUUGUUAUUUUGGGAAAGUGAGUCGACCAUUGACAUGAACGACAGAACGAUUGCAUUUUGUUGCUUUGAAGUUUAAAGAGUGAUAACCGCAAUGCCUUGUUGCGUCGAAGGUCGGUGGGGAAGCAAUAGGAUAAACCGUAAUAUAAACUGUGGCGUUAUCUUGCUGACCACUAUCUCAAAUAUUGCUCAAUCCGGUCAACGAAAAUGCCGGCGUGUGGCAUAUGUUGGGGAAUCAAGUCACAGGUCCGGCCGCAAUUCUCAAACUGAACCCAUUUUCCACUUUUUAAAGGAACUGAAGUAAAAUCUGCCUUUCUACAGGAACAAACUUUUGGGUGUUACACUAUAGGAAAAUCUAGGAUCAUUGUGUGAAGAGGGCUGUAAAUCGUCGCAGUACAGUAAAGAGACAACCUGGAAGUCGAACGCAUCUCGUUCUCUGCAUUUUAAACAAAACUCUGCUUACUGAAGGAGUACUUAACGCCUACACAUUGUGCAGAGUGCAACUUACUUAGACACACGCCAUUUGACCUGUCGAAAUUUUUAUCCCAACCUUCUCCAUUUCGGCAAAACUUUGACUUAGACCAAAAUGGUGGCCAAUGUAGCACAGUUCGAACAUAUAACAUUUUUGUCUACAAUUUGGCCUGUAACGCUUCUUUAACUUUGCUCUAGGCAUUUACUCAACGUCAUUCUUGGUAAUUUCCUUUCAUGUGGAAAAUUUUAGUCAUGAAUGUACCCUUUCAUUAAUUUUGACAGUUUUCAUUCUACAUUCAAUAUUUUAAAUUCAAUCUGAUCUCAAUCAUUGUUUUCGUUCAAAUUUUCAAAAUUUGCACUACAACUAUUGCUAAUGCCACAAUGUCUUUGUAAAUCCAGACAGGAUAUAGUUAAAUAUUAGUUUUCUUGUAUGUGUUGAAAUUAAACCACGGAGCUUACGUUGAAGGCCAAUCCUGAGAGUUCAACAACUUUUCUAGUCGCGUUUUUGUAAAUGAAAAAUAUACGUUCAAUGUCUUUUUAAGCUAAUUGCUCAGAAGUUGGACAUUUUCUACAAUACAAGAACAUGAGUAGUGCGCCAAAGAUUGAGGGAAAAUUCGCCGAUUCGAUAUCAUGCCGUCAAAGGACAGAUGUGUGAUGAAAAUCUAAAUGUUCUAACAAUCAUACAUUUAGCGUAUGCAUCACUUUGUUUUAUUACUGUUUUUUUCACAAUUCCUCAUUAAGAGUGUAAUUGCGGUAACCUUCAAUUCACUGACAAUACAAAUGUUUAGUUUUAUACUUUGAUAGAUUUGUUAACAUGUUGUUGAUUAAUUGCUCUCUUUGAGAGUCCGCCCACCAGAGCAUUGCAAAAUGGCCUUCUCUAACCGAAGCGGCCAGUGGCAGUGGCGGUCGGUCAGAGAAGGCCUUUAUGCAAUGCACAGUAUGUUUAUUCAAAUGUGUAAAAUUUAAAAAUAUAAUAUCGUUCACAUAUACUCUCUGAAUUGAAAACAUUUUUAAAACGGUUAGUUUGUGUUCUGUGCCAUGUUAUUAUUUUCUAUACACAGGUAAAAAACCUAUACUUUUUGAAUGACAUAUUUAUUUUUCACUCCUUAAAAAGUCUAACAUUGUAGAUAUAAGAUUGCAAUAAGCACGGAGAGAAGUAAAAACUCAACAUUUGUUUUGCCAGUGUUCGGACGAUAUGCUGUCUAAAAGACGUGUCGUUUCGGCGAAUCCUUUAGGCGUUUCUCAUGUUAUUGGGAGAAAGGCGAGGAGGCGCUGAUGCAAGUUUCGAAAAUGAUGUGGGCUUCCAGUGACGUUAACCAUAACUGGUCACGACAGGACUGAGAAAGUAUAUUACGAACGUGUUGAACUCUGGCACAAUUAAAUAGCCGUUAAAUUGGUCAAAGACUCUUAGGGACUUUUGGCACCUUUAAAACUCUGUACACAGGCUUCGCCAGAAAGGCCUAAAAAACCAUUUAUUUAACAGUGGACGAGUUUCGUGCGCAGCUGAGGCUCCCAGUGAAAAACAAUAAAUUCCAAAUCGUGACGAAACCCUUGAACACUCAAUAUGUCAAAUACGUGUUUUGAUUUUAUGAAAUUUCAAAACGUUUCGUUAUCUGGUGAGGAUAUUCAAAUUAUAGAUAUGCAGUAAAGUCUUUCAAUAGUAAAACAAAUAGACGUCAGUUUCCGAUGAAGUGGGUGAAAAGUUGUAAACGCACAAAUGUACAAGGACAAUUUUCGACCUAGACCUUGGUGCAAUGUUAUGUUCUUCUGGAGAAGGCACAACAUUGAACCUAAAAAGUGACGAAACGGGCAAAUUCUGUGCAAUUAUAUAAUUUAGUUUUCAUUUGAAUUUCUUUAACACCUGUACAUUUUGCAGAGUUGUCCUUUUACACUAAUGGUACUGAAUCACUGGAAAGUGGUUGACGUCUCAUGACGGACGCCACACUAUUAGCGUUCUCGAAAGAACCCUAAUUCUAGGCGUUCAAGACGCCAAUAUUAGGCGUUAAGGAGAAAGCCGCCAACCAGUUUAGAGUGAAAGGACUAAAACAUAUACUUUAUUAAAGUUUGAGAAAUAAUUGCCUCAAAAGUUUCUCACUGGGACGUUACCAAAGCUGAAUAUUAUGCUUACCAGCCCUCACUGAGAAGUUCAAUUAAAAAAUAAUAACUCCCUAUUUUAAGCUGCAACAUAAACGUCAUUCGUUUGAUUAGAUCCGAUUUUGGAUCUAUGAUAUCAGAAUGGAACUGAUACACCGGUGAUUGUUAUUUUGCAUAGAGCAACCGUCAGUGCUACGAUGUGCACGUCGUAUAAUUUAUUUCUUGAUUUUGUGACUAAAAGGACAAUGGAUGAAGCUAAUAUGAUAAUAUAAUCCGAUUCCAGUAAAAACACAGACUAAAAGGAUAACUUGUAAAGGAAAUCAAUGUCCUAGGCGCAACCUUUUCCGUUUCUCAACAAAAUCCCAAUAUGCAUGCGAUUAUAAGUCCACUUCUCUAACAAUGUUCGUGAAAAAAAUGUCUAAGAUUUACAAUAGUAGAAAUUUUCUGUUUCCCAAGACUUAUCAUGAUAAAUGUUUCCCCGUAAACUUGAAUAAAACAAAAAUUGAAAAAUUGAAUCAUUUUCUAAUGUUAGCCACACCUCGCCCUUCACUCGAGUUUUAGGUUUUACAUUAAUUUGUUUGCAGAAAUUAUACUUAAUUUUAAUUUCCAAAUCUUACUCUAUUGAUAUAACGAAAAAAUGCUUUGUUUUGCAAUGGGACGUUAUCAAAUUUAAAGGUGUACUAUAAAAUAUCAAGUGACCUGUAACUCAUUGUGUACUGUUAUCUGAUGUGUUCGUUAGAACUAUUUGAGGUAGACGCGCCUUAUGCUCUAUUUACUGAGUCUUUCGGUUCAUGCGCCGAUGCCGGCGGGUUUGCCUACUCACAGGGGCCAUGACACAUUACGGGCAGAGGGCUAUCCCUUGCGUAUGACGCAAACCUCGACGCACCGGUGCGUGCACCGAACCACCGGUACAGUAUCACAUGCAGUGAAUUCCGCUUGCUAUGGCGAGUUCAUAAGGUUAAAAAAAAAUCUGAAAAAAGUGCACUGCACUGACCGCUCACGACAGGAUGUCGCUAAAUUAAGGGCAAGGUAGCUCUAGAAAACAAAGUGUGUACAAGUAUGCAACAGUUGUCGAAUGUUCCGCAUGUGUUAUUGGUCAGCAGGCGUUAUUGAAUACAUUGGUAGAUUCCCCGAGGAGAAAUUUUGGUGCAUAUAACGGUGAAUCAACGUUGAAGGGUGACGUAGAGUCCACGUGGAUGAUUCGCGAGGAACCCAAGUUAAUUUGACUUUACGCUACACCACUCUUCGACGUUGCCAUAACGGGGAAUAAACUUGUGUUGAAGCUGCCAAGUUCGCCUUCUGUAAGCUCUAAUAGCGCCUGGUAGGCAGGCAACAUAUCGCCGUCAGUGCAUACGUGUACUGCGGGAUGGCCUACCCAGAGUUUCGCAGGCGCUGAGCUCCCGUAACUUGCCGAAUGAAGCUGAGAAACACGGACGUCCUCCCUAGAGAAUACGCAACCCACCCAUACCCGCAAGUGUGUAUGAGAAAGUAUAAAAAUCGGUGUGAGCGCGGUGGGUUAGUGCUGUACAUGGAGGUAUAUAGUAUUUAGUAUUUGAUGCAUGUACACACUUCGAUUUCUAGAGAGUACGUGAAGAAAGAAAUUCAAAAGUCGAUGUCCUCCACUUGUUUUCAAGACUGUUCAAGACGAGUAUAUCAAAUUUAAAAAACGCACAAAUAUUUUCCUUUUUUGGAGACACCUUUUCUAUGGAAAGUCUUGAAAAGUGUAAAUUUACUAAUGAACUAAACCUCAUCACUAGGCCAGUAAAUGUGAAUGCUCUUCAUAUGUGAUUAAACAAAAUUUUCUGUG
Molecule: messenger RNA, 8518 nt
Organism: Frankliniella occidentalis (western flower thrips)
Lineage: Eukaryota; Metazoa; Arthropoda; Insecta; Thysanoptera; Thripidae
Gene: Mid1
Exons: 3
Coding region: 1344-2987 (547 amino acids)
Biological process (GO): calcium ion import across plasma membrane
Cellular component (GO): plasma membrane
Molecular function (GO): stretch-activated, monoatomic cation-selective, calcium channel activity; protein binding
Source: RefSeq, a predicted model, not a curated record